Molecule: messenger RNA, 1119 nt
Organism: Sporothrix brasiliensis 5110
Lineage: Eukaryota; Fungi; Ascomycota; Sordariomycetes; Ophiostomatales; Ophiostomataceae
Product: aspartate-semialdehyde dehydrogenase
Exons: 3
Coding region: 1-1119 (372 amino acids)
Biological process (GO): L-threonine biosynthetic process
Molecular function (GO): NADP binding; NAD binding; protein dimerization activity
Source: RefSeq, a predicted model, not a curated record
AUGGCCACUCAAUUCCCCACCAAGAAGUGCGGCGUCCUCGGCGCAACAGGCUCUGUCGGCCAGCGCUUCAUUCUGCUUCUUCAGAACCACCCCUCCUUCGUCCUCCAUGCCGUCGGCGCCUCUGCCCGCUCGGCCGGCAAGCCCUACCGCGAGGCCGUCCGCUGGAAACAGGCCACGCCCAUGACCAAGCGCAUCGGCGACCUGGUUGUGCGCGAGUGCACGGCUGCUGCGUUUGCCGACUGCGACGUCGUCUUCAGCGGCCUCGACUCGGACGUCGCUGGCGAGAUCGAGACCGCCUUCUUCGCCGCCAACAUCCCCGUCUUCUCCAACGCCAAGAACCACCGCCGCGAUCCCCUCGUCCCGCUCGUCGUGCCGACCGUCAACCUCGACCACCUUGCCCUCAUCCCCCAUCAGCGGAAAGCCCACCCCACGGCCACCUCGCUGGCCACCGCCCCCAUCGACCGCGGCUUCCUGGUCUGCAACAGCAAUUGCGCCGUCAUCGGCCUGGUCAUCCCCUUUGCCGCCAUGGUCGCUGCGUUUGGCCCCAUUGACGCCGUGUCCGUCGUCACCAUGCAGGCCGUCUCGGGCGCCGGCUACCCAGGCGUCAGCAGCAUGGACAUUCUGGACAACGUCGUGCCCUUCAUUGCCGGCGAGGAAGACAAGCUCGAGACCGAGGCCCGCAAGAUCCUGGGCUCGCUCAACGCCGAGGGCACGGGCUUCACCGAGCGCAACGAGCUGCGCGUCUCGGCUGCCUGCAACCGCGUCCCCGUUCUCGACGGCCACACCGCCUGUGUGUCGCUGCGCUUCGUGAAGCGCCCGCCGCCGUCGGCCGACCAGGUCCGCGAGGCCCUGCGUGCCUACAAGACCGAGGCCGAGGCCCUGGGCUGCCCGAGUGCGCCGAGUCCGGCCAUUGUGGUCAUGGAUGAGCCCGACCGCCCGCAGCCGCGCCUGGACCGCGACCUGGCUGGCGGCUAUGCUGUGUCCGUGGGCCGUGUGCGUGAGGACGAGUCGGGCAUAUUCGACAUCAAAUACGUGGCGCUGAGCCACAACACUGUCAUUGGUGCCGCUGGCUCGUCCAUCUUGAACGCUGAAGCCGCCGUCCUCAAGGGUUACAUCUAA